Messenger RNA from Pseudoliparis swirei, 12245 nucleotides. It is a transcript of the gene igf2r, whose product is annotated as insulin-like growth factor 2 receptor. The coding region runs from base 1029 to 8516 and encodes 2495 amino acids. Gene Ontology annotation, cellular component: plasma membrane; trans-Golgi network; late endosome. Gene Ontology annotation, molecular function: signaling receptor activity; D-mannose binding; insulin-like growth factor binding. The record is from RefSeq and is a predicted model, not a curated record. The transcript is spliced from 51 exons. Lineage: Eukaryota; Metazoa; Chordata; Actinopteri; Perciformes; Liparidae. Gene Ontology annotation, biological process: lysosomal transport.
UGUACAUCAAGAGUAAAGUAUCGUCAUGCAGGUGAUUGAACUGCUAAUCCUGUGAUUAACAGACAACCUGCUCGGCCUUUCUAAGCCACAGCCACCAGCACCACUGUGAAUAAAAGGGCACUUCCUUAAAGUUUGGAGAUAGAGAUGGAGCUUUAUAAUAAACCUUCCAACUAUUUGCAGAGGCUGAAAAACCCUGACUUUUCCAUCCCCCCCAAACACUGGACGCCUACAUUUCCCUAAAUGUACUUAGAUCAACCGUGUGGUUGAUUAGAUCAGAGGUUUACAGAAUGAGAGGCCGGCCUCCCAAACCUUUUGGCGGGUUAUAGGAGGUCUAGUUUCUGUCCGAUCUGUGGUGGAAUCAGAAUAUUUGUCAUUUUUGCUUCUGAAAAUGACUUGGCCAUUUGAUUAGCCCUACUGUAAUGUACGUUCAUCAUAAAAAAAAAUUUAAAAUAAUUUUAUUUGGUCAUUAGGGCUGUGGUGGUUUGAUAUUGACAAGCUGUGAAGACAUAAUCAGUGUAUUUGCUAACUUCUUUUGCGGGAAAGCUCCUCUCCAGAACCAGAGAGUACUUUCUCCAACUAUUUGCUUCAUAUGUCUCUCUGUUAUGAAUUUCCAAUUUAAAAUUGACUUUCCAAUGUAAAUUGCACUGUACAAAUCAAAAAGCUUAAAAGCAGAUGUUUAGCACUAUAUACUAAAUCCUAAGCAGUUACUUUUCAUUUAUUUUUAUUUUAACAGUUCUUGGCCGAUAUUUACACAUGCCAUCCUCAAGUUAAAAUGGUAUUUAAAUAUGUGUUACUUGUACUUUUGCCCACAAACUGUAGCCUAUAGCGCAAACCUAGUUCGCAAUAAACGUGAUUCUGAUUCAGAGCACCAGUUUCACCCACAGACCUUGAAGGCGGCAUCAGUCAGCAUAGAGUCAUGUGAUGUCCUGUCAUGUGGUGCAUUCACUUCCUCCUGAUUUGCUCCACGGCAGACAGAUUGCCGUAUCAUGUCGUCGUAGGCUCCACAGACUGCUAUCCGCCGCCUAAACAUGUUAUUUACGUAUAAAUCGAGUCGUUUCUCGCCGCUAAAGCUGGCCCUUUGGUUGGUGGCGUGUGUGGGAUAUUUGUCGGUCCGGUCCGGAGCGGAGGAGGACGGCAGCAGCCCGUGGUACCGGGACCUCUGCAGUUAUAAAUGGGAGGCUAUUGACCAGGACAAUAACGUGAGCUACACGCUAAAGCUCUGUGAGUCGUCGCCAUCGACCAGCUGUGGCCCCGGCACCGCUGUCUGCGCCCGGAACCUCACCACCAAAGCAGACCAGUCGGUCGGUGAGCUGUCGAUGCAGACGCUGUCUGGCACGGUGCUGGAUUACAACGGCACAGAAAAAUGUCCGGGGAGCGGCAACAACAUCCAGACCAGCAUCAGCUUCCAGUGCGGGAAAACCAUGGGGACCCCGGAGUUCGUGGCCGUGUCCCAGUGUGUGCAUUACUUCGAGUGGAGGACCUUCACCGCCUGCAGCAAAGACAAAUUCAAGCCGCACAAAGAGGUGCCCUGCUACGCGUUCGACGCCGACGGUAAGAAGCACGACCUCGGCCCUCUGAUCAAAGUGAACGAUGGCUACCUGGUGGACGACGGCGACGACAGCGUCGACUUCUACAUCAACAUCUGCCGCAGUCUCAACCGACCAGACAAAUCGUGUCCAGAGGGCUCGGCCGCCUGUCUGGUCACAGCGCACGGCUCCUACAACAUGGGCUCUCCGACCACACAGCUGGAGCUGUUAUCCAACGACAGACUGAAGUUGCACUAUGAAGUCGCUGCUGGUUCAACUCCGCCGGACUUCUGCAACAAGCACGAUCCUGCCGUCACCAUCACUUUCAUCUGUCCGUCGAGCAGACACUCAGGCAGCACUCCUAAGAUGACAGCGGGGUCGAACUGUCGCUACGAGGUGGAGUGGGUGACCGAAUACGCAUGUCACAGAGACUACCUGGAGAGCCACACCUGUAAAAUGACCAGCAAGCAGCACGACAUCUCCAUAGACCUCACGCCUCUCACCUUGAGCUCUACAGAAGCCCCAUACUACGCACACUCUGGGCCCAAUGACGGGGUUGACAGCUACGUCUACUACCUGAACGUGUGUGGAGAGAUCCCCACUAACGAAUGUGGAGAACACCAGUUUGUAUCGUCCUGCCAGGUGAAGAAGACCGGCGACGUGAAGAAGGUGGCUGGAAGAUAUCAGAACCAGACAUUACGUUAUUCAGAUGGAGAUCUGACUCUGAUCUACCCAGAUGGGGUCAGAUGCUCCUCCGGCUUCCUGAGAAUGACCAUCAUCAACUUUGAGUGCAGCAAGAAUGCAUCCAACGGUGGGCGAGGGAAUCCCGUCUUUGCGGGGGAGACGGACUGCACUUAUUACUUUGACUGGGAGACGGCCUUCGCCUGCGUCAAGGAGAAAGAGAAUCUACUGUGUCGAGUCAGAGACGACAACAAACACUACGACCUUUCACCCCUCACAAGAUACCCUGGUUCAGAUGCCGGUGGGAACUGGGAGGCGGUGGAUGCUAAAUCUCCAAAGCCGGACUCCCGUUUCUACCUGAAUGUCUGUCACAAACUCAUCCAGACGGGUGCAGCUGCCAACUGCCCUGUGAACGCCUCCAUCUGUGCCGUGGAUAAGACACUCGGGGCCAUCAGCCUGGGCAGCUUCCUCUCAUCUCCCCAGAAGACAAAUAUAGGAAACGACAUCCGACUGGUGUAUACCGAUGGAAGCUUCUGCAUCAAUAAAAAGACGAGGAUCCAAACUAUCCUGACCCUCAAGUGCAAACCGGGAGAUCUGGAGAGCGCUCCCGUCCUUCGUAGUGUUUCCUCUGAUGGAUGCGUGUACGAGUUGGAGUGGUACACUGCCACCGCCUGCGUCCUCUCCAAGACUCAGGGAGACGACUGCAAAGUGGAGGAUCCUCAGGCUGGGUUCUCCUUCGACUUGUCGCCUCUCUCCAAAGCCGCCGGUGGCUUCUACAACCUCACCAGCGGCAACUACGACUACUACAUCAACGUCUGUGGUGCCGUCAAGGCGGCCAGCUGUCCCGAGAAGGCCGGCACGUGCCAGGUCGAAAAGAGUGCUUGGAGUCUUGGGGAAGCGAACUCCCGCCUGUCGUACUACGAUGGCCUGAUCCAGCUCACCUACAGUAACGGCUCCCAGUACAACAACAAAGAACACACUCUCAGAUCCUCGCUCAUCUCUUUCCUCUGUGACCCGGAAGCUGGAGCUGGUUAUCCCGAAUUCCAGGUUGAGGACAGUUACACGUAUAACUUCCGCUGGUAUACAUCCUACGCAUGUCCUGAAAGGCCUCACGAGUGUCUGGUGACAGAUCCCACCACUCUGGAGCAGUACGACUUAUCCAGCUUGUCACGCUCUUCCUCCACUAGCAACUGGCAGGUCAUGGAUUUGUCUGACUCCAUGAACCUGAAGAAGUACUACAUCAACAUAUGUCGGCCUAUCAACGCUGUACCGGGCUGCGACCGCCAUGCGUCCAUCUGCCAGAUGAAGUACAUCUCCGAGCAGGGCUCCCCGAAGGAGGCCGUGUCCGUCAGCAACAUGGGUAUUUCCAAGCGAGGGCCGAUCAUCGAGGCGCAGGACCGGCUGCUGCUGGAGUUCACAGACGGCUCGGCCUGCGUGUCGGACGGCCUGACGCUCACGCACACCACGCGCAUCCACCUGGUCUGCUCCAGAGGAACGGUGUCAAUGGGCCCGAGGUUCCUGAUUUACCAGAACUGCACUGCCAACUUCAUGUGGGAGACCAGGGCGGCCUGCGCUAUUAAAACCACCACGAACACCAACUGUGCCGUGGUGGAUCCCAACACUGGCUUUGAGUUCAACCUUCAGCUUUUGGCUUCUAAGACUGGAUACACGACAAAAGCGAAUGGCAAAGAAUUCCGGGUGAACAUCUGCGCUGACGUGGCAGAGUGCGGAGCGGGCAUGGCCGGCUGUGAGCUGGAUGAGGGGCAUCCGCUGAGCCCGGUCGGGGUGGAGAAGACCCUCCAGUACUCCACCGAUGGCCUGCUCACACUAACGUACAAGGGGAACCUGGACGAGCCCACGGCGACUCGGGACACCUUCACCAUCAAUUUUGUGUGUAAUAUGACCGCUCAACCCGGCUCCUUAAAACUGCUGCGAGAGGACCUGAGUUCUUCUGCGACCCACGUGGUGCACAACGCCUUCUUUGAGUUCUCCACUGCGCUGGCCUGCAUCCCUGCUCCAGUUGACUGCCAGAUCAUUGAUUCCCAUGGUCAUCAGUAUGACCUCAGGCACUUGAUCCGGGACAGGGAGGACAGCCCCUGGAUCGCCAUAGAUACAGGUGCUGUGAAAUCCCGCAGCUUUUACAUCAACGUCUGCAAACCUCUCCCUCCAGUGAGUGGCUGUCCAGUCGGUCCUUUGGGUGCCUGUGGCAUGAUUGAUGGGAAGAAAUACAACCUGGGAUACGUCCAGUCGAGCCCCCAGGCGGCGGAGGACGGCUCCAUCAGCAUCGUGUACCAGAACGGAGACCUGUGCGGCGCCGCUUCCCGCUACUCCACACGCAUCAUCUUCCAGUGCGAUAACAACCCGGGCUCCCCCAUGUUUGACCGUAAAGAUGGUUGUGAAUACGUCUUCAUCUGGAGGACCUCGGAGGCCUGCCCCAUCAGGAAGUCUCAAGGUGAUAACUGCCAGGUGCGUGACCUCAAGAGUGGCUACCUGUUAGAUCUGAGCUCUCUGAAGGGUCAAGAUUACCCCAUCAGCAGCGAUAAGUACGUCUACCACCUGUCGGUCUGCGGGGGGCUCAAGAAAGGGAUCUGCACCCACAAGGACACGGGCCUCGAAACCGUCUCCUCCUGCCAAGUGCAAGGGGACAACCACAAGAUUGCAGGAAUGACAUCCCAGGUUCUAAGCUACGUGGGAAAUCAGCUCAUCCUGAACUACACUAAUGGAGAGGCCUGUCACAAGAUAUACCAGAGAUCCACUGAGAUCUACUUCUCCUGCCACCCUGACAGGCAUCCUGGAACACCAGAGUUCAUCAAGGAGACUCCAGACUGCACCUACCUGUUCAGCUGGCCCACCGCUCUGGCCUGCGUCCCAGUCAAGACCUCCAGCUGCUCCUACAAUGAUGAUCAGGGACUCUCCUACGACCUCUCCCCUCUGGCUCUGGACUCUCGAAACUGGGAGGUGGAGGCCUCUACGGACGACACGAAGAACCGCUACUACAUCAACGUCUGCAGGGCGCUCGUGCCGCAAGGAGGUACGUGGAAGUGUCCCUCCAAUGCUGCGUCCUGCUUGAAGGCCGGAGAGGACUAUGUGAAUUUGGGGCAGGUGGAGUCUGGUCCUACGUGGGACAGAAAGGUCCUGAAGCUGCAGUACACCAGCGGUCAGGCGUGUCCCGAUGGGAGCCGCAACAAGAGCAGCGUCAUCCGCUUCAAAUGUGACAAAGACAAAGUGGACUCCCGGCCUACUCUGAUCUCCGCCAUUGAGGACUGUGUGUACACCUUCCUCUGGUUAACGGCCGCGGCCUGCCCUCUCAGCAGCACCCAACACGACAACUGCAGGGUCACCAACCCCGCUACAGGUCAUUUGUUUGAUCUCAACGCCCUGACAAAGGAAGGAGGUUACACCAUGUACGAUCAUCAGGAUCACAGGAAGAUGUUCCGCAUGAACAUCUGUGGGAACAUCUCCAACUCCGGAUGCGGCUCUGAUACUGCUGUGUGUAUUAAGGACACCACGACCGUGGUGAGCGGCGGUCAGGUGAGCAGGAAGCUCUCGUACAAGGACCAGGUUCUGGAGCUGACGUAUGGCGGCGGGGGUCCGUGUCCAGCAAACCCCGCCCUCAAACACAACGCCGUCAUCCACUUCAUCUGCAGGCCACCCAACAUGGGCUCAGCCCCGCCAGAGCCGGUUCUCAUUGAUACCGACACGGAGACCUGCACCCACUUCUUCUCCUUCCACACACCGCUGGUCUGCGAACAGCCAGUAAAGUGCUCGGUCCGGAGCGGCUCUGCUCUCAUAGACCUGACUCCUCUCAUCCACAUCAGUGGAUACUACACAGCAACAGACGAGGCCCUGGAACAAAGUGACGAAUCUCCAGACUUCUACAUCAACAUCUGCCAGCCUCUGAACCCCAUCCCCGGAGUCACCUGCCCCGCUGGAGCCGCCGUCUGCACAGACCCUGCCAACGGGCCGCCUGUGGACAUUGGGCGGACCACCAGCGGCCCUGAGAUCAACCGCGCUACAGGGGACGUGUCCAUCACCUACAACAGCUCCACCAAGUGUGCGGCCGAUCCUGCACAGAACUACACCUCGACCAUCAUCUUCACCUGCCAGAGAGGCCUGCAGCUGGGUGCUCCAAAAAUGCUGAGGCUGCAGGAAUGUGUCUAUCUGUUUGAGUGGGCGACCCCGUUGGUGUGUUCAGACGCCACACACACUAACACCAGCGGUUGCCAGCUAACCGACUCCCAGCUCCAGUUCACCUUUGAACUGUCCAGCCUCUCUGGUGAAGUCCAGGUACCAGCGAGCUCCGGCGUCUACCACAUCAACGUCUGCGGCUCCGUGGCCGAGUCGGCCUGUAAGAACGGAGCGGUUUGCCGGGUGUCCGGUUCUGGUGCUGACCAAUUCGCCUCAUCGUAUGGCAUCAGCAAGGCCAUGACGAUGGACUACAAGCAUGACGAGGACGCCGUGCUGAUGCAGUACGGUGGGGGAGAUCCCUGCCCACCAGGGACACAUGAUGGCGACGUGUGCGUGUUCCCCUUCACUCUCAUGAAGAAGUCGUACACGGCGUGCACCAAAGAUGGACGCACAGAUGGCGGGUUGUGGUGCGCCACCACUGACGACUACGACCGGGACAAGAAGUGGGGAUUCUGCAACGCAGCCUCUGCUAAGCGCCAGUCCUCCAUAUUGUUUACCUGCGACCAGUCCAUAGGCCGUGGUUCUCCAGAGCUGCUCUCGGAGACGGAGGGUUGUUCGGCCACCUUUCAGUGGCGCACCAGCGCCGUGUGUCCCCCGAUGAAGAUGGAGUGUAAGCUGGUCAGCCAGCAUCAAACCUUUGACCUCCGGACCCUGUCCUCCCUCACUGAGGCGUGGAAGUUUAGCCACCGAGGGGAUUCGUACUUCAUCAACCUGUGUCAGGGUAUCCACGGUGGAUUGCCGGGUUGUCCAGAUGGAGCAACCGUGUGCCGGCGCACGGCAGCGGGAGUGACCCAGACCCUGGGCCGAGUUUAUACCCAGAAAAUGAGCUAUGUUGAUAAAAAGAUUACCGUCAGUUACUCAGCGGGAGAAGACGUCUGCGGUAACGGCGUGCACGCCAGGACGGUGCUCCAGCUGAGCUGCGGCGCCACUGUGGGACGCCCGGCACUCAUCAGCAUUGACGAGGCGUCAUGUGAGUUUGUGAUUGGCUGGGAGACUCGGUCGGCGUGUGCUGUGAUGCAGCAAGAGGUGGAGAUGGUGAACGGGACGAUACAGAUUCCCAACACCGGAGCCAGCCUGAGUCUCGGAAAGCUUUAUUUCAGCCACCAUCAGGCGUCUGGAGACAUCCGUCCCAACGGCGACCGCUACAUCUACCACAUCCAGUUGUCGGGCAUCACCAACAACUCCCUGCAAACCUGUCUCGGUGCCAACAUCUGCCAGGUCAAACUCAACGGGCCCUACAGACGCCGGAUUGGCUCUUCCAGCAAGGCCAAGUACUACGUGAAAGGAGGAAACCUGGACGUGAUGGUGCCCUCCGAGUCGGCGUGUGGGCGGGAGAAGACCAAGAAGGUGUCGUCCACCAUCAUGUUCUACUGUAACCCCUCGGCAGGCAUCGGCAUCCCCGAGUUCAUGCUGGAGACGGAUGAAUGCCAGUAUCUGUUUGUGUGGCACACGGACGCCGUGUGUGGUCUCAUAACUGUUGACACCGACGACGGCGCCAGCGUCGCUGCCAGCGUCGCUCCCGCCGUCUCCGGGCGGCGCCAGGCGGUGGGCGUGAUGCUGAGUCUCCUGCUGCUGGUUCUGUCUGUCUGUCUGCUCGGGCUCUUGCUCCGCAAGAAAGAGAGGAGAGAGCUGGUGAUCCAGAAGGUCGCUGGCUGCUGCAGGAGAGGAAACCAAGUCUCCUAUAAAUAUUCCAAGGUCGACAUGGACGAAGAAGCGGGUGAAGAGGAGAUGGAGUGGCUGAUGGAGGAGCUCGAAGCGCCCCCCGCGUCCACCUCCUCGUCCUCCCACCGAGGGAGGAGUAACCACGGCAACGGUCACAUCAGGACCGGCCUGCGUUCGUUCUCGCUGGACGAGCAGGACGACGACGACGACAGCGAGGAAGAGGUGCUGAGCGUCCCGGGGGUGCGGGUGCUCAAGUCCUCCGGAAUGUCCCGGCACUCUGCGGCCCAUCGCGGCCCCUUCCUCCAGGAGGAGAGCGACGAGGACCUGGUGGGCCUCCUGGACGAGUCGGACAGGAAGAGGAAGAGCGGCAAACCUCGCUCCUCAGGGCUUAAUAACAACACGACGGCCAACAGGAAGCGGGACGAGGACGACAGCGACGAGGACCUCCUCAGGGUGUGAUGUCACUUACCACAACCAGGCUGAACUCCUCUUUCUCAGUGAAUGUCUCCAUAACAGCAGCAACAGAUACCAACAACAUUUUGGGAGCAGAAACCUUCCCUCUCUUUUGGAAUUAUUUUUUUAUUGUUUUUUAAUUUUUUUUCUUGGGUUGCAGCUUUACUUCAGACUCGCUCCAGUCCUCCAUCUACAGAAUGCCAGUGUUGGCACAUGGUUUCUUAUUUAUUGAUUGCUGAUUAUUUAAAGUGUUCUGCGGGCUGUUUUUUGACCUGCACCCUAUUUUCCGUCAUAAUUCUGAAAUGAAUUAAUAAGGUACUUCACUGUAGCCUCUUCAAUCUGCCACAUUUAUCAAAUAUAGACUCUAAAAACCAACCAGAGGCCGACAUGGCGGCUCUGCCAUGUCACAUGGAAAUUCAAUAUCUUCCUUUCUUAAGUUUUUGGAAAUGAAGUCGUUGCCAUCGGUUUAGCACUUUAUUGCACCAUUGAUUAAGUUUAUUAAGAAUAAUAUUUUGCAGCGAAUGAAAAAGAAAAUCUUUCGCUACCUAUUUGCAGUUGAUUUUUUUUAUUUUUUAUGUCCAGGUGUUUAUUUGAUAACCGUGGGGAGAUGUACAGUGAAGUAGCUCGAGUGAAACCAUUUAGCCGAUUUUCUGAGGAAAACGACGGCGAUCAAAGAAAAGAGGAGAGAGAGAAAAGCAGGGAAACUGUUUUUUAUCCUGAAUGUGGGCGAAGAAGGCGUCGGCUUGCGUCGUUUGUCGUGGGAAUGAAGACACCUCGUCUCUUCUGGCUGCCGACGUCUUCUCUUUCAGCGCGACACCUUCCUGAUGGGGACCUUAUUCAUGCUUUUUCAUUGAGGAAUCAGGUCCGGCGACAGAUUAAUUUCGUUUUUUUGUCUUGUUUUGAUCAGAGACAUUGUACAUAGAGGAUCACGUUCUGAAGUAUGGAUGCUUUGUUGGUCUGUGUGUCCGUUAUCUUCACCGGUAAGUUGCUCACGCGUCUGAUUUUAUGAUUAUUUAAAUGCUCGUCUGAGCUGAUUUGUAUGAAUCUCUGUUCUGUGGGAAGUGGAGACGGCCUUAAGUGUGAAUGGAUGGGCGACGAGGACGGAGGUUUGAAAGAGAUGUUAGUUUAGGCUUGUGCUGGUUUUUGAAGCCCCCCCCCCCCCCCCCCGCUAAAGCCAUAUUGUAGGAAGUUGGGAUUUCUUUUUCCCACGUUCGUUAUUCGGGUUUGUGAUCGCGGAUGUCGCCGCGGCAAAAGGGAAGUUUAACCCUCUUUAAGCCAAAGGCGCGUGACGAUGGGACGAAGGAGACGGGAAGCAUUUCAGUAUCACGAAUGCCGGCAGUCUAUUUACAUUUAAGGUAUUUCCUGCUUAAUAAUGAAACGGUGUUUUAACAAAGUAUAUCAGUAGUGAUGGAGAUCUCGUAUAUCAGACUGACUGCAUGGUGCGAGUCAUCCCCCACAGUGUCCCGUGUGCACGCUCUUCUCUUUGGGCCCAAAGUCGAAACCAAUCAAACUCUGGUUGCUGAGACGAAACAUGGAGGAUUUGUCUGAGCUCUUUGUGUUGAUUCUCCUUCUCCGCUGUAAAGAAGUGUUUUCUAAGGCUGCAACAAACGAUUAUUUUCCUUUUACUGAUCAUAAAUGUCGGAAAAGUGCCCAUCACAAGUCAUCCUGGUGCAAGGUGAUGCCUUCACAGGUCUCCAGACUGAACAUCAGUCUCAAACCCAAGGAUGUCGAGAAAAGCAACCAAUCAUCAGAGGGCUUGGCAUUGUAUUUGAAUAACAUAACUUACAUGUUUAUAGAUCAACCCAGUGAUUAGUUGACUGAAGACGGCAUCAUCCUUGUUCUUUUCAGAGUUCAAUCAGUUCAAGUUUAAUCUUGACCUGUGAAAUAGUGAUUAAACAAACAAAAAAACUCAACUUAAGGUCCACUUACUCGCUUCUUUUUUUUUUAUACGGCAUUUCCUUAGUUAACUGGGAAGUUAAGCCCACUGGGAAGUCCAAUGGGAAGUCCACUGUUAAGCCCACUGGGCCACUAUAUGUGACUUAAAGCUCUGGACCGGGUCGAUCGUUGGCCUUGAGUUCAGAGUUUUCUUGUCCAGUUCUGCCGUCUGAACUGAUUUUGUUAAAUGUUCUUCAGCUCCUCAAAUGUGAUUUUCUCUGUUUUGUUUCUUUGUAAACAAACGUGUUUGGGUUGGUUAAAACAAGAAGUUUGGAAACAUCAACUUUGGUUCUGGCACAUUUCUCCUUUCAUUUAACCUUUUCUCGACUAACACUUCAUUCAUGAAUCAAUAAUGACAUUCUAAUGGAAAUAAUCGUUCGUUGCAGACCGUCCAUCUUCCUUCAUCAGCAUUUAUGUCAUGGGACGUUUUGGGGAAUCUCCUUUGGGUGUUUUGUUCCCAGCUGGCCAAAUUAAGUGAAUGAACUCCUCACUAAUCCCACCCCGGGAGAGCCUCGUGAUUUAUUCACAGCUUUGUAAUGAUUUGCAAUCACAAACGGUGCAUUUGACAUCGGCUAUGACUAUUUAUUACCUUUGUGACCGCACCAAUGGGAUAAGUCAGUAAAUUCACUUUUGGCUCCUCUCAGUAUUCAAUCCACAGAAACUAAAGUGAUUAACUGAAGUAUUGUAUCAAUCAAUAAAGGAAGGGUCCCCUUUCAGGGUAUUUCUAAUGCUUUGUACACGAGAUUUGUUCAAACACAUUUUUGUAAGAUGCCAAACAUGAAAUGACAAAAGGAUUUGACACAUCUUGAAAUUAGAAACGUCAGUAAUUAGUAUGGAUGAGUUUAACGUGCUGUAAUAACAAUGAAGUCGAGAGCAUCCCUUUGUUCCGGGCCCUUUGCUUUGGGUCUCCCCUGUUCAUCAUCUGGGACUUUUUACAAGCCAUGUUUAAAGGAAGGUGGAGAAGAAGUGAAGCUGUGUUCACACCCCCCCCCCCCCCCCCCAAAGUCAGCCAAGUCAUAUGUUAAUGUGUGAUUGUCUUUGGAGAACCAUAUGAUUUAAGACCGUUCAGACAUGAAGGCGCUUCACUCCAAGUGAAAUCCAGCUUUUAGAGCAUAAAGAGCGAUGUGAGAUUUCCAAAGAACAAUUACAUCACAGAGGAAGUGUCACGAAUCCAUAUUUAUUAAAGUACGACUUGGAAGUCAACUCCGGCCCGUCGUUGGCACACCGGACGGACUUUUAUUAAAAUGUAAUUGUCGACAUUCGUACAGCACGUAAACCUCAGUUGUUAACUCCCUGAACUCCAUCUACCUGUGUUUGGCUCUUCGUGGUCCACUCGUCCUCGGGAGGCGUCGUAGAACUCCUCUGUCUGUGAAGUCUUUAUUCCCAUCGCUGCAUCACGUCUGUUUAUGCUGUAUUUAUCAACCACAGCUGGCGUCUGCAUGAAGCUGUCCUGACCCUGAACAUAUGAACAUAUGAAUGGACAUUCUUGUGCUUCUUUUCUUUUUCUUUUUGUGCGUCUCCACUCAGGCAGAGAAGUGCUUUGAGGUUACGUGAAAUUAAUUCGGCGUCUGCGCUCGAGGUCGAGAGUUAAAUUGAGGAGCAGUCUGACUUUAAAAAGAGCACAAUGGACUUUCUGUGAUGAUUCGGUCCCGUCGGAGGUCAUCACUACAUUUGAGUUGGUGUAAGUUAUGUUGUCCGAUAUGGGGGUUUUUUCAGCUCUUUGCCCAUUUCUUAUUUAAAAACAACAUUGAUGUAAAGAAAACAAACAUUGUAUUAUUUGAAUAAAUAAGAUCCGCUGUU